AUGGAUGCAAGCAAUAGCAACAGCAACUCCGCCAUUCAAGCCGUUGCAGAGGUACAAGUGCCUGCAAAACCUGGAUCUGAUCAUGCCACUGCAUCAGCACAAACAGCACUAGUACAAAAGAGCAGCAAGCAUGCCACUGUCAUGGGCAUGGCCACGAACUAUCCGCUCAAGACCUUUAGGCAAUACGUGGGAUCCCUGCGGAAAACGGGAUUUGAAGGAAAAAUCAUUCUGGCAAUCUCACAAGACCCCAAGGCGGGAGUGGAAGACUACUUGAAAAUUCAAAAUGUUACCAUGAAGAGAAUCCAAAAAAUUAACUGCACCUAUGAUCUAUUAGAAAUUCGAGGGAGAGACAAGAAAAAUCUCAAUUCACACCAGAUUGAGGUUGCUACCUGCGCUGAUCCAUAUCCCAACUUGAAGAUUCGAUGGAGUCGAUUUGCCCUUCUCAGAGAUUAUCUGGAAGAAUGCAAAGAAUGCACUGGGCCCAUCCUUAUCUCAGAUGUCAGAGACACUUUCUUUCAACGAGAUCCAUUUGGUCCUGAAGCACCUCCUGUCACCGGACUACAAGUCUUUGAGGAAUUCAAAGAACAACGAACCACUCACUGGCUGGUGCAGGGUCCUGUGGAAAAAUGCAAAAAUAUCAAAAUUUUCAAUGAAACCAUGCUCUGCUCUGGAACCACCAUUGCCACCCGAAAUGACAUGCUCCGAUAUCUCAAUGACAUGGUGGCAGAAAUGAGAUUUUGGAUGCAACAUGAAAAGUGCUGUUGCAAUGACAUGAAUGGUGACGACCAGUCCAUCCACAAUUGGCUCUUCUAUGGGUCCAAACAACUAGCCACGUACGGGACGGCGCAACCGAAUCGAAUGGGGCUGGUACACACCGCAGGAGCCCAAGCAUCAAGACUCUUCCAAGCCAAACGCAAAAAGGGAAUGGAGGAACUGGGGCUCGAACAGAGAGCUGCUGUGGUUAUGCCCUUUACUUCCAAGGAAGAGGAAGAACGGGGGAAUUGGUUGGGGCCAGAGCAUGGAUUGACGGAUCCUCAAGGGUACUUGCUCGAUUUCAAUGGGGAAAGAUCCUUUGUGGUUCACCAAGCGGAUCGAUUUGGGUAUCCCUUUGAAAAAUGGUUGUGGAAUCAUGGACCUUGCAAGGGACUCUGA
Seminavis robusta is the source of this 1152-nucleotide messenger RNA. Lineage: Eukaryota; Bacillariophyta; Bacillariophyceae; Naviculales; Naviculaceae. The record is from the annotation of a GenBank genome assembly.